Molecule: messenger RNA, 2673 nt
Organism: Coccinella septempunctata (seven-spotted ladybird)
Lineage: Eukaryota; Metazoa; Arthropoda; Insecta; Coleoptera; Coccinellidae
Exons: 2
Coding region: 1111-1413 (100 amino acids)
Source: RefSeq, a predicted model, not a curated record
CAACUUUUGAAGUACAGACUUCAUGAAGAACGUUAUAGGAGACAAGUAACCUAAGGGAUCAAAAGUUUUCGCAAUGAAGGAUAAGAUGUUACGCUUUGUACAUGGGCAAUUGAAAGGUUGGACAUGAAAAGUGAAUGCAUCUAUAGAAGGUUCCCAAGAUAAUCCUAAGAUUUUAAGGGAUUCGCAGCCAUCUGAGAACCGUAUAGGACUUUCUCUGUGAUCCUCUGGGAGACUAGAAAGUAAUUCGGGGUGGUUGGUUGACCAUUUUCUGAGUUCGUAACUUGCUCUACUCAGCAAUUCACGCAACUCAUUCAUUAACAAUUCGGCAGUCUCGACAUCUUUGGCGCCGCUUAUCACGUCGUCAAUAUAUAUUUGGUUCGUUAUAGCAUAUGAGGCCAGAGGAAAGCAUUCACCCUCAUCCUUCACCAACUGUUUCAGCACUCGUUGUGCCAAAUACGCUGAAGGAGUCAAUCCGUAGGUAACGGUGUUCAGUUCAAACUCUGCGAUUGUAUCUGAACCAGGAGGACGCCAAUAAAUAUGUUGGAAUCGUCUAUGCUCAGGAACAAUAAGGGUCUGACGAUACAUUUUUUGUAUGUCGGCACAUAAAGCAAUUGCCUGCAAGCGAAAUUCAGAAAUAAUGUCUUGUAUGUCAGAUUGCAAUUUUGGACCCUUUAGAAGACGCUCAUUCAAAGAAAUGCCUGUCGAAUCUGGAUCUGAAGCAUUGAAUACCACUCUCAAUUUUGUUGUGGAACUUGUCUCUUUCAUGACAGCGUGAUGGGGAAUUAUGUAUGAGGAUGUAGAGGAAGUUAUAGACAUGUGACCAAGAUUACGAUAUUCUGUCAUGAAAUUUUGAUACAUGUUGAAUUUUUCUGGUUGCUUUAAGAGUCUCUGUUCAAGACGUUUGAAUGAAGCUUGUGAUCUAGAGCAAUUUGAUCCGAGGGGAGUUGCAUUUGGUUUGAAAGGAAGUGCUACUAUGUAACGCCCAUCUUUGUCCCGAGAAUGGGUGCUAAGAAAAUGCUCUUCCACCAACACAUCCUGUGGAUCGAGCGGGGAACUAGGUGAGACUUCCUCUGUUUCCCAAAACUUUUGGAGGGCUGAACUGAUGUCACAAUGUACAUGGAGAGAGGUGGCAAUAGAUUCCGAAGUUUGAGAAGACGUGGGACCAACCAGAACCCAUCCGAAGAUAGUAUUGACCGCAGUUGGGUUACCAGGAAUAGACUGAAUACCAUCAAUCAAAAGUUGAGGGAGCAAAUCGGCUCCAAUCAGAAAAUCUACUGGAGAAGAGGGAGUUCUGAAGGAGGAAGCGGAUGCGAAAUGUUAUCAAGAACGACAGCAUGGCCCUUGACCAACCGAGAGGAAUGUCGUGAAUGUAACGAAACAUCAACGGACCCAAAUAUACGCAAGUUCGAUUGACCUAAACCUGAAACAGAACAAGUAGAGGGACAAAUUUUCAAACCCAAGCAGGAAACACUGGACUUAGUAAUGGCGGAAAUAUGAGAGCCAGGGUCAUAAACAGCUCUGAGUAUGUGUUUUUGACCUGUAACAUCCUCAAUUAGGAGACUUAUAGUACCAAGAAGAAUUGGUGAACUACCAGAAGAUGCGAUGCAUGACACAGACUGAAUGGGUUCAGCUUCAGAUGAGUCACGACCAUGAGGGGGGCAAGUUACAUUAAGUGAAUUCUGGGUAGCGGAGGGAGACGCAGUAACAGAAGAGGGGUGUAGAGAGGUAUGAUGUCUAUUUGUUUUACAGUGGCGGCAUACAGAACGAGAAUUACAGUUUUCUCUACGAUGUCGACCUAAACAGUUGAAACAGCGUGAAUUUUCUCUGAGAUAUUUAUAUUUAUCAUUCAAUGUCAUAUUCUGAUACCGUGAACAUUGAUGCAAAAAAUGCGAACUUUUACACAAGGGGCAAGCGAAAGUUCUACCAUCAGAAGGAGAAGAAUCUGUAGAGUUCACUAAAAGAACGUUUGAGCCGUGCGAUCUUGGUCUCGGGAUAUUGCUAUCAGCGGUUUUAGAAAGUUCCAUUAUGCGAAUUUGCUGCGUUACGAACUCAAUUAAUUGUUUAUAGGUGGGAAUGCCUUUUGAUGGCAACUUAUUUUCAAAGGCACGUUUAGUGUUCGAAUCUAAGUUAUUCAAAGCCAAAGAAAAUAACAGAAAAUCUGCAAGAUCUGGAAUUUUUAAAGGUUUCAUUGAAUUCACGGCUGUUUUAUGAUUAUGUAAAAAAUCUUUGAGCGAUGACAGUGAAGGAUGAGAGAGAGACUUGAAUUGCAGUAAUUUCGAAAAAUAAACAGAAGCGAGGCGUCUAGGAUUUUGGUAACGCUGAACUAAAGCAUCAUACGCUAUAUCGUAGUUAUCAGGAAUCAACUGAAGACCACUGAUAACAGCUAGAGCUUCACCCUUGAGUGUGGUUUUCAAAUAUUGAAAUUUUUGUGUUUUGUCUAUCAUUGAGUUUUUAUGAACCAAUGAGUCAUAUAAGGAAAUGAAUUCUACCCAAUUAUCUAUUUUACCAUCGAAUGAAGGAAGUGCAAUAGUCGGAAGCAUCUGUGGUACUGGUGUAGUGCUAGGGGUGGUAUCAGAUGUGGUCAAAACUGCAUUUUGUUUCGCUAAAUCACACUGUAUACUAUGAAUGGAGGCUAGUAUCUCCUCAAAGGAGGCUUGUACUUGAGAGAUCUCG